GAUUUAAGUUUAACUGCUGCCGGCUCGGUGUUCAAAUGUUCAGGAAUCUCAGCAGUGAAAUUGAGAAGAAGACUGCUUACUAAAUUGGAUUGAUUUUUUUUACAGAAGUCUUUACAUUAGAUCCAAUUUGUUCAAGGAACCCUAUAAUCUCUUUAUUGCCCCUCUUAUCAGUCACAAGAGAGAAAAAAAAUUAUAAUGGGCAUUGCCAUAAAUUAAACUUAUUUCCUGCAACCCCUUCCCCCUCCCAAUAAUCAACAACAGAUUAGCACACACAACCCCAUUCGGCUCAGUGCAACCACCUGCUGGCCCUUCCCUUUAAAGUUUGAGAUAUGUCAAUAUUGGGAUUUCAGGAUCCAUACCAUAGAUUCAGCUAAUAACAAAACAGAAUGGCUCUUGCAGGAAUCCGUGUAAUCGAGCUUGCAGGUCUAGCACCUGGUCCCUUGUGUGGAAUGAUUUUGGCUGAUUUUGGUGCCAGAGUUGUACGCAUAGAUCGAACAAGGAUAGCUACAACUGACGUGUUAGGUCGAGGCAAACACUCAGUGGCCUUGAAUCUGAAGAAGCCAGAAGGAGUCACAGUUUUGAAGCUUCUUUGUAAUCAGUCUGAUGUUCUUAUUGAACCUUUCCGUAAAGGUGUCAUGGAGAAGUUGGGCCUGGGCCCUGAAGAUUUACUUAGCCAGAAUCCAAAGCUUAUCUAUGCUCGGUUGACUGGGUUUGGACAGAGCGGACUAUAUUCCCAGAAUGCUGGGCAUGACAUCAACUACAUUGCAGUAUCAGGUCUUCUGUCAAAAUUUGGCAGGAAAGGUGAGAAACCAUAUGCACCACUGAAUGUUGUUGCUGACUUUGCUGGAGGUGGCGUUAUGUGUGCUAUGGGUAUAAUACUAGCACUGUAUGAGAGGAUACGAUCUGGAAAAGGACAGAUCAUCGAUGCAAGCAUGAUCGAAGGAGCAGCUUACUGUGGCUCUUGGCUUUGGAAAUCACAGCAUUUGGGCAUUUGGGAUCAGCAAAGAGGUGAAAAUCUACUGGACACUGGAGCACCAUUCUAUGAAACCUACAGGACAUCGGAUGGAAAGUAUAUGGCUGUGGGUGCAUUGGAACCUCAUUUUUAUGAGCAACUGAUAGAAGGUCUCGGCUUGGAUUCAUCCAAACUCCCUCCUCAGAACAGCCAGUCUGACUGGCCUGAAUUAAAAAGAAUUUUUACGGAAGCAUUUGCUGCAAAGAGCCAAGAGCAAUGGAUCAAGGUCUUUGAUGGAACUGAUGCUUGUGUUACUCCCAUUUUGUCUUUCAAAGAAGCUUUCGAUCAUCCGCACAAUCAAGAAAGAGGAUCUUUUAUUAUUGAUGCGGAUGGACAUGUCAGCCCUAGACCAGCUCCUGUCUUGUCCCGGACACCAGCCGUUGUCAGUUUGGAAAGGGACCCACAAGUGGGAGAGCACACGCAACUUGUGUUGACCGAAUGUGGUUUCACAAAAGAGCAGAUAAAUAAGCUCGAAUCUGCUGGUGCUAUUGAAUGUAAUAGUUCCAAAUCAAAGUUGUAACAAAAUAUUAUGCAUUAUUUCACAAUAUUAUAAUCAUCAAAUUUUGUGUCCUAAUGUCAAUUGAGUUACUUCAUUUUCAAAAAGAUUUUUAUUUUUCUCGUUAAAUUUAAAAAAUUGAAUCAAAUGCUAUCGAACAUAAACAUGCACACAAACAAAUUAAUUUUGUAUGUCUUCAAGAAGUACUGAAAUUAAAAGGAGACUCAUUUCUGUAAGAUUCAACCUAGAAUUUUCUUCAAAUGGUUGCAAUUUGCCAUUGCCAAACAGCCUGCUACCCACACGUGGCAAUAAAACUGUUAAAAAUGUA
This is a messenger RNA of Stegostoma tigrinum, 1836 nucleotides long. It is a transcript of the gene amacr, whose product is annotated as alpha-methylacyl-CoA racemase. Gene Ontology annotation, molecular function: alpha-methylacyl-CoA racemase activity. The transcript has 6 exons. NCBI's taxonomy places the organism in Eukaryota, Metazoa, Chordata, Chondrichthyes, Orectolobiformes, Stegostomatidae. Gene Ontology annotation, cellular component: mitochondrion. The record is from RefSeq and is a predicted model, not a curated record. Bases 387 to 1532 code for a protein of 381 amino acids. Gene Ontology annotation, biological process: bile acid metabolic process.